AAGUGGAGGACCGACUCAAGCACCAAGUCACUCUUAGCGUGGCUGGUCUAAGCGUGGACGUGGACAGCAGCUCCAGUGGUCUAGUUGUCCGUUUGGUCGCCCAUUACCAUCCUCAUCUCAAGCUCCAUGUGCGCCGCGCCAGCAAGUCCAACCAGCUCAUCUUGACGAAAAACUCCAACUCCUUCCAUUGCUGUUUGGAAGAAAGACACUCACUACUUAGAAGUCCCCCAAAAGAUUCUCCUUGCACAUCGCCCAAAAGCAUCAUCGCGCAAACGAUCCCGAGCCCAUCAUGAUUUCCGACAACGAUCUCUACCGCCUUGCGAUCUUCCUUGGCUCUGCCGCCAUGGUUCUUAUCAUCUUCUACCACUAUGUAGAAGUCAACACAGAAGAGGAAAAGCCCGAGAAGGCAGUACGAUCCGCGAAGUCCGCGAAAGCAGUGGCCUAGAAGACCCCGAAACGGCGCAAGUGAGAUAGUGAGAUGCCAUGGGAUAUUCGCUAUUAGAUAUAUAUGGCAAAAGGGAUUUGGGAAUCCUGCGGCUGCCCUGAGACGACCGAGAUGCGAGGCUAGGGGCGACAAAUGAGCGAUGAGAGAGGGCAUUGAUGUCAGUGUCUGAGGAGACAGGCGAUAUCAAAUACGGCCUUUCAGGAGGUUGACAACCAAACGUUCCUCCCCCGAGAGAACACAGAGCUUUGCAAGUUAAUGCAGUCAAAGACGCGAACACCAGGGGCGUCUAUAAGCUCCUGCCCUCCAAAAUCAAAACAUUAGAGCAUCACUAUUGAAACGAGAGUCUAAUCUGGCUCAGCGCUGAAUCCACGUGGUGAACAUCGA
Molecule: messenger RNA, 829 nt
Organism: Colletotrichum acutatum
Lineage: Eukaryota; Fungi; Ascomycota; Sordariomycetes; Glomerellales; Glomerellaceae
Product: Oligosaccaryltransferase-domain-containing protein
Exons: 2
Coding region: 290-445 (51 amino acids)
Cellular component (GO): oligosaccharyltransferase complex
Source: RefSeq, a predicted model, not a curated record